GAUUUCUCCAAAGUUGCGCGAGGCUAUUUUGUGUUUCCUGACAUUUGACUCCCAUCAAGGUCCUCACAAAGCCCCUCCUUCCCAAGAGCUCACAUUUUGCCAUAUUUCAGUCAUUUCUCAUACUUUUCUUGAAAUUAUUUACCUCAAUUUGAGUCAACAAGGUCAAUUUUGUCGUAAUACGCGGUAGGACCUUCUCUAUUGAGCACAAGACCAAGUCAAGUUACCUAAAUACCUCACUUUAUAAUGCCUCGCCCAACUCAUCCUCCCACCCCGGCUUCGUCAACAGAAAUCAAGGGGAAAGAUGGUUCAAAUUACUCUUCAUUACAGAUGUCAUUUGAACUUCCUCCUCCUGCUGUAGCAGGAGUGGAAUCUCGCCCAACCAGUUCCUCUACCCAAUCAUCAUCUGCCUCCUCAUAUCAACCCGCUUCCCCAAUCUCCCCGGCCAUUCCUGCUAGUGAAGCUGUUAAGCUUCGUCGAAGACCGGCUACACAAACCACUAAAAAAGACUCCUUCGCACUACCGCCUCCGCCUACUCGAUCCCGAAAGAUUAUACAAAUGAAACCUCGAGGGCAAAGUGAUGAGAUAAUGAGCAUGCCAGCAGAGAAUACGAAGUCGGGUGGGAAACCUACCUCAAAUACGCCCAAGAAGAAGCAACCCUCCUCAACAAGUGUGGCUGGCCGGAAGAUUGCAAGGAAAACUGCACACAGCUUGAUUGAGCGUCGUAGGAGAUCAAAGAUGAAUGAGGAAUUUGGUGUAUUGAAAGACAUGAUACCAGCUUGCACGGGAGAGAUGCAUAAGUUAGCAAUUUUGCAAGCAUCUAUCGAUUACGUGAGAUAUCUCGAAGAUUGUGUUUCCAAGCUGAAGGCCGAGAAUUCUCGAGGUAACUUCUCUACAAGCACCGGAGAAUUUACAUUACCGCCCUCAGCACAUCGCGGGAGCUACGAUCCAUCACGACAUGGAUAUUGCACACGUGAAUCAGAAGAAGAUAUAGAAAUGGGUGGCUCAGAAAAUUCCUCUACCAAUUAUCCCACACCUACACCCCCAUCUCAGCAAACAUCGCCAGCCAUGCUCCCGCAAGAUUCCCGUCACAGACAGGAUUCAUAUUCCUCGUACUCAGCAGAUUCUCGUCACUACAGCAUCAGUACCUCGUCGACCACAUCUCCAGCUCUAGACGCCUCAGUCUACGAUUAUGCUCGGAGUAUUGCUUCGGUGAGCUCGGCACUCACAAGUCCUGCUCUCAUACCGCAAAGAGAUCAAAGGGACAUCGAUGAGGAAGCGAGCGCGGCGUUAUUAAUGCUCAACUCGGAUCGUAGAGGGACGAGUUUUAGUGGAGUUCGAGGAAUGAGUGUUAAGGAUCUACUAAGUUCUUGAGCGACACGGGAUCGGGAUGGAUUAUCACUUCUAUUUCUUUUUGUCAAAGGGGAGUUCUGGAGAUGGAUGACAAUAGAUUAUUGAAUCUACAAGGCGGCUGGUUGGGUGUUUGAAAAUUCUAAUUUUUGGUUGGAGCUUGUGUUGGAAUAAAAUCAGGCAUUAUGUAUGUUGCUCUGAAAUUAGGGUUUCUGUCGGUUUUCAAUAGCAACGAAGAAAUGGCAUAAUGAAGCUUUGAAAUUGACUGGCA
This is a messenger RNA of Botrytis cinerea B05.10, 1618 nucleotides long. RefSeq lists its product as hypothetical. The record is from RefSeq and is a predicted model, not a curated record. Gene Ontology annotation, molecular function: protein dimerization activity. The coding region runs from base 244 to 1371 and encodes 375 amino acids. Lineage: Eukaryota; Fungi; Ascomycota; Leotiomycetes; Helotiales; Sclerotiniaceae. The transcript is spliced from 2 exons.